Morus notabilis is the source of this 2122-nucleotide messenger RNA. RefSeq names its product protein NETWORKED 4B. Gene Ontology annotation, molecular function: actin binding. The record is from RefSeq and is a predicted model, not a curated record. The transcript has 3 exons. Lineage: Eukaryota; Viridiplantae; Streptophyta; Magnoliopsida; Rosales; Moraceae. Bases 252 to 1859 code for a protein of 535 amino acids. Gene Ontology annotation, cellular component: vacuolar membrane.
UGAAGGUGUUUUGUUUGAAGCAUCUGUUGGCAUAAGUCUCAGCCUUUUCUCCUUGUCUUUGAACUAAAACUGCUUUCUGAAGAAGUUGCUUCUUCUUCUUCUCUCAAAGGUUCUCUGAACCAGAACCAGGACCCUUUUCUCUUCCUUACUGAAAUCUAGCUCGUUGUUCAUCCUUUCUUGGUGGGAUUUCAGUCUGACCCAGAAAUAAUACCAUUUAAGUGCAGCAAUUGAAGUUAUAGCAGGUGGUUGAGAUGGAGAACAAUGAAUCAAACACUCCGAAUUCAUGUUGCGAGAUUAAUGCAAAUAGUUCCAAAUGGCUGGCAGAAAAUCUUAAGGAGAUGGAUCACAGUGUAAAGCGGAUGCUGAAGCUGAUUGAAGAAGAUGAUUCUUUGUCAAUGAGUGGCGAGAUCACUAGUCAGAGGAAGUCAGAGUUGGUUGCUAAUGUCGAGGAGUUCAACCAACUGUAUCGAUCACUAGCAGAGCGGUAUGAUCACGUAACAAAAGAAUUGUGUAAGAGUGUAUCACAGGGCUCUGGAAAUACGGAGUCGGGGUAUGACCAGGAUGCUGCGCUGCUAACUCCUGAUGUCAAGGUUGGUUUGCACAAGUCUGGCCAUCAAGCUGCUAGUUUAGAUACAUCUCCAAGCUCCCCUAGUGCUGACUCUGUUUUUUCUUUAAAGGAUGGCAGUGAAUCAUCUUCCUCAUCAACAUCUGACUCCGAGUCGGAAUCUUUUGUCAAUAAUUACUUGCGUUCACCUCCAAACAUCAACAGCCAGUCCUUGCAAAAGAAGAUUACUGAGAUGGAAACUGAACUUUCUACCGUGAAAGACAAACUACAAACAAGAGAGGCUGAUCUUGAACUUGAGAAAGAACGGGCGUUGGAGCUGGAAAAUCAGAUAGUUGAGUUGGAGACUCGUGUUUCAGAUUCGGAUUUAAAGAGUAGGAUGUUGGUGGAGAAGUUGGAAGCAGCUGAUAAAGAAAUUGAGAAGUUGAAGAGUGAACUUAUUGAUAGAACAUCAGAAGGUAAUGAGUUACAAAUUCGGCUAGAGCUAGCCCGAGAAGAUAUAGCCAACAUUGAAGACCAACUUGAUUCAGAGAGAAGGCAUGUCUCAGAGCUGGACGAAAGGAUUGCAGGGUACAUAGCUGAUGUCUCUGACCGUGAUCUCAAGAUCGGGAAAUUGAAGGCUACAUUGCUUGAUGCUGAGGAACAAUUUUCUCAGGAGAAAGCACAGCUGCAAUCGGAUGUUCUAAGCUUGUCAGAAAAACAAGGCCUCUUAGAUGUGAAACUUAAAGAAUGGGAAUUGAAGACCAAGAAGUUGAAAGAUAAACUACUUCUGUCUGAGGCUGAGAGAAUGGAAAUGCAAAGGUUGCAUCUAGCACAAGUGAUGGCUUUGCAAGAUGAGAACAAUCAGCUGAAAGUAGAACUCAAUCAGCAAAGAGAACGCGUGGAAGUUUUGAAUAAAGAUUUCGACAGAUGCAAACUGAAGUAUGACAUGCUAAUGGCAGAGAAAGAUGGCGUAAGUGCCAGAGUUGAUACACUUAUGGCGAAUUUGAGUGAUCGGGACAAUCAGAUUCGAGAAAUGGAGAGGCAUCUGUGUCAGUUACGUGAAAAGCAUGAGGAGCUGAUUCAUGGAUCUCAAAGUGCACAGAAACUUGUUGAUGAACUAAAACUGAGAGCGGAGGAACUGCAGAAAGAGGUCGAUAGGCAGAGAGUGGAGAUCUCUGAUGGGGCCGAGGAGAAAAGGGAGGCGAUACGACAGCUCUGCUUUUCACUGGAGCAUUAUAGGAGCGGGUAUCAAGAACUUCGUCAAGCAUGUCAAGCUUUUAUUGGACACAAGAGGAAUGUUGUUAUGGCUGCUUAAUUUUUCUCAGAAUGUUGUGGUGUGGUAAGUUUUUGUGACUCAUAUUUACAUGUCUUGUUGUUGUAUGUUCUGGUGGAACUUUAUAGAAUCAUAUGCCAUGCUCAGUUAUGUUGGACAUUAUAUAUUUGUGCUAAGCAGAUACAGCUUUUCUGCUCUGGUGUAGAGCGUGUUAAAAGGCAGGAAGUAAUAAUUCUAUGAUACCUCUAGCUAGUGUUUUUGUUAAGAGGGAAAGUAAACAGGAAGAAAGAAAUCGUAUACUACCA